This is a messenger RNA of Chara braunii, 2272 nucleotides long. NCBI's taxonomy places the organism in Eukaryota, Viridiplantae, Streptophyta, Charophyceae, Charales, Characeae. The record is from the annotation of a GenBank genome assembly.
GCCAAGGUUUCAAGAAUAGCUCGGUACUCAGCUAUUGGUGGCCGUAUGGCGCAGGGAGCGGCCUGAGUGACACAUCUGGCUUUGUGUGGAGGAAUAAUAUCACUGACAACAUAUCAAUGGCGCGGGUGUUUUGUCUCGACGUGAACAGAGAAGGAGACCAGCUGGUCACAGUGGCAACUCCGAGUAUUGGCACUCAGUCGAGUGUCGUGUGGCUUUCCACGGCGACUGGCAAUCGAACGAGCGUCGAGAUAACUGCGGACUUUGUAUGGAGCGUGGCAUUCAAUCCGAAGAAGACGGAACUGUUCAUCUCCGACAUCGACGAUCCCGUUCGGAUUCUGUCGAUGGGGGUCACAGAGUCCGGGAGGCUGGACGCCAGCGGGACAUGGAAGGAAGUGUCUAAUUUCUCCACCGGCGAUUCGAACAUUGCAAGCGCCGUAUUCGACUCAAGUAGCUUUCUGCCGGACGAGAGCUGCCUUUAUUUCGCCGAUGGCGAUUAUAACCAAGUUUGGGCAAUAGAUCCUCGCUCCGCUUCCGCGACGGCCACCCUUGUGGGCGGAUCGGGCAAGAGCUGGUCCGUCGAUGGCGAUGGUCCGAACGCAGUAGCAACACCGGACGGAUGUAACGUCUUCGUUACCGGGCAGGGGCGCGGUUUACUUCGGUGGCUGAAGCUGGACGCGCCCUGCAGCAAGGCGACCAGUGUACAGGACGUCGCCAGAUACAGUGCCGGCGGGUUGUCGGGAUUGGCGCUUCGCCAAGCGGGCAGCGAACUGAGUCUGCACAUCGGAGCGUCCGAUGGUUCCGUGUUCGAGCUGAUAAUCAACAAUUCAAGGCUCCACUCUUGCGCGCCUACUCCUCCCCCGGUCGACCCGCCCUUCUUCCCACCUUCCUGGGAUAUGCCUUCAUCUUCUGGGCCCUCGCCUUCAGGAUCUUCGCCAGUUCCCCCCAGCUCCCGAGGAACUAAUUUAGGUCUCAAGGUCGGGGUGCCGGUGUCGAUCUCAGCCUUCCUGGCGCUUGCCACGUGCCUUACCCUUGCAAGUCAGACGAAUUUAGCUGGCAGCUCUCCAGCACUGCACAGAAAAUUUCAGCAAGAUAUACCGCAUCGGGAACAGUGGAGCGUUCGGAGAUGUGUACUGGGGCUCGAUCGACGAUCAGGAUUUGGCCAUCAAGGUGAUGACGGGGGAUCUGACGGAGGGAAAGAAAAGCAUGUUCCUGGCAGAAGUGAACACGUUGAGCAGACUCCAUCAUGCCAGGGAGGAAGUCUGUACGCUCGCCUGCACCACAGAGAGAAGGCAGUUCCUGGAAGACCUUUUCUCCCUCCUCUGACACUCGUUGAGCGGAUGUGUAUCGCCUGGCACAUUGCCAGGGGGCUCAGUUACCUUCACGGGGGAGUCGAGCCGCCAGUCAUUCAUCGCGACAUCAAGAGCAGCAACGUCCUUCUUGGUGAUGGCGCGGGGGAGAAGCUGCGCAUCGUGCUCGCGGAUUUUGGACUAGCGACCAUCGGAGAAAGAGUGUUCGGCGACACGGCGGUGAAGACGUUCGGAUACAUGGCGCCGGAGUACGUGAUGAGCGGAAUCCUGUCGGAGAAGAUCGACGUGUACGCUUUUGGCGUGAUCCUUCUGGAACUGCUUACGGGGCGAAAGGCGGCCACGGAGGCGCCGUCCGGUAACGGGUCAUGGCAAACGCUAGCGGAUUGGGCGAGGUCGUUCUUGCGAAGCGAAUUUAUUGCUGGUGGAGGGAUGCCGCAUGCAGUUCUGGACUCUUGCUGUUCAUAUGACGACUCAUUGACUAACAGGAAAUUGGCCUUCAAUGCGGCCUAUCCUGAAGAUGCGGGCAGAUGCACUACCCUAAAUUCAGCGGACAAUCCGGAGGAAGCGAGGGAACUGGUUACCACUAUGAGGGAGGGAGGCGAGAUAGUCGGGGUAAAGGGUGGUGAAAGUUCGGAGAAGCGCCAUGCGGAAGUGAUCGUGGUUUUCGCACGCGGGGAUAGUCUCCGUGAUCAUGCAAUAAACCUCGAUGAUGUUGUGGCCUCGCCACGCAGCACUGAAGAGAAGGACGUGGAGGCAGAAGGCAGGGAUGGCACACCGGGUAGAAGGAUGGGGGUGAAUCGUGACAGCAAGACAGGUGGUUUAGAAGAAACGGAAAGUGUCGAUUGGGAAGGGAUGGUUGUGGAAGGUGAUGCGGGUAGUGAUCUGGCGGAGGGUUAGGUGGUCAAGGGGACGACGAGAUAUGGAUCAGGGACGAAGCCCGAUGCCCCGCAUCGGUACGAGCUCGA